AGACGGGCAGACAUCAUUUUCCCUCUCGGCGUCAUUGGAUUAGUGUCCUCACUACGACGACGACGACAAAGAGACGAACGAAUUUCCAAUUUCCCCCACCUUGAAUAGGAAUUAAAAAUCCUCACUUUUCCCUUUAGCCAUGGCCGACACAGCUGUUGACACGACCGCCACUGAAGAGGUUACAGCCAAGAAGGAGCUGAAAGAACAGAAAGAAGUAGCGGAGGAGACUGAGACGAAGAAGACUACGACGACGGCGGCGGACAAGGGGGACGCACCUGCUAAUGGCACAAAUGGUGCUGACCACAGUGAUGACAAAGUUGAUGCUGCAAAGGAAGAGGAGCACAAGAAUGGAGACGGCAGUGCAGAUGAGGCGCCCCCUGCUGAGGAGACAGAUGCACAGCCCGUGAAGCGUGCAGCUGAGGAAGAAGAGGACAAGGCCGAGACCAAAAAACAGAAGACCGAGGAGAACGGAGAUUCAAAAGAGGCGGAAGUGGAGGCUUAAAAUUUCAGGAUACAGCCUACGUCCUCUCUCUGGUCAACAUCGUGUUGUAGAGCUUGUGCUUGUUUUUUUUUUUAUCAUUUUUCUUUUUUUUUUCUGGGUUUUUUUAUUUGCUCCCAUAUCCUCACGUUGCACUGGAGUUAUUGUGAAACAUAAUGGCCCUCUUUUUUUUUAGUUUUCUUCUACCGAAUGUUAUUUAUUGGUCUUUAAAAUGAGCUUGUUUUCCCUUCUGUAAAAACUAGGGCUAUGCUAUAAGAUCAGUUUAUUUUCACUUCAAGCACAAUCUCUAUCAAGUCAGUGCUGACCAGCUGAUGCGUCAACAUUCUUCAGGCAGCUGCUCAUGAUGAUCUCUCAAGAUUCACUUUGAGGACCAAAGAUAAGUUUUAAGCCGGGGAUAAUGUUAAUCAUUUUAAAAAGGACAUUUGUUGAAGCAUAAUCCGUUUGUGUUCGAGCUGCUACUUAAUGCUUGGCUUGGCUGUGCUGUUAACAGUUGGAGCAAAUAUAAAAAGCUUCUCCGUAUGAUUGCUGAAGGCGGGCUUAUCUUUUUUGCAAUGUUAAUUAACCCCUCUUAAAUCUUAACGCUUUGGUCAUUUUCUGUAUGCAUUCCACGCAGGUUUGAACCAUCCACACGUUUUUUGUUUUCCUAAUGAGUUUACAUUUACGGCUGAGUAACUUUGCUUGGUGUCCAAAAACUGCCUCUAAAGAUCCAGGAUGACAUUUCAGUUACUCCAGCCAACUGCUUUGUAUAUUCUGAAAAAAAAUAAAUUGUCUUUUUACUUA
Molecule: messenger RNA, 1279 nt
Organism: Nerophis ophidion (straightnose pipefish)
Lineage: Eukaryota; Metazoa; Chordata; Actinopteri; Syngnathiformes; Syngnathidae
Product: prothymosin alpha-A
Exons: 5
Coding region: 140-502 (120 amino acids)
Biological process (GO): positive regulation of transcription by RNA polymerase II; negative regulation of apoptotic process
Cellular component (GO): nucleus
Molecular function (GO): histone binding
Source: RefSeq, a predicted model, not a curated record